CUUGUAGUGUUUGAAUCAACAAGUUGCCCGCAAACAGAAACGCAGUACAAACUCCACAGACUCCACAGCCGCAGGGUGUCACCGCGUCUCCAGAACCUGAACCGAAGCUCUUCAAUGGGAAUGUGGCAUUUAAACCUCACGGAGCCCAAUGUGGAGAUGGACGGAGGAGAAGAAUUCGUCUAAAAUAAGAUAGUUUAGUUUCCUUAAAAGAAAAACAGAAGACAAAUAGGUUUUCACGUUUUUUUUACUUCUAAAUAACAAGUGAAUAUAUACGGCUUUUUUCACGUCUUUGCGAGCUUCUCGCGGUUAUUUUCUUGAAUUUUCUUUUUAAUUGAAGCUGAACGGUUUCGCCGGACAAAAAAAAAACAUGGCUCUGUCGAGGUUCAGCAAAAUGUUCCGGAUAGACACGAAAAAGAAGGGCAAGCAGUACGAGCACGUCCACCGGGACGUGAACCCCAACGACCUCUGGGAAAUCGUCGGGGAGCUGGGCGACGGCGCGUUCGGGAAAGUCUACAAGGCCAAAAACAAGGAGACCGGAGUUCUGGCUGCCGCCAAAGUGAUCGAGACGAAAAGUGAGGAGGAGCUGGAGGACUACAUGGUUGAAAUCGACAUCCUGGCCAAAUGUGACCAUGAAUAUAUUGUGAAACUGCUGGAUGCAUUUUACUAUGAGAACAAACUCUGGAUCAUGAUCGAGUUCUGUCCCGGAGGUGCAAUGGAUGCCAACAUGCUAGAGCUGGAUCGGGGGCUGACGGAGCCGCAGAUUAGGGUGGUGUGUCGCCAGAUGUUGGAGGCCUUGGUCUACCUUCACAGCAUGAAGAUCAUCCACAGAGACCUGAAGGCCGGGAACAUCCUCCUCACACUGGACGGAACGAUCAAACUCGCUGACUUUGGCGUGUCUGCAAAAAACACCAAAACCUUGCAGAGAAGAGAUUCUUUCAUUGGAACUCCAUACUGGAUGGCUCCCGAGGUGGUGAUGUGCGAGACGAUGAAGGACACGCCAUAUGACUACAAAGCUGACAUCUGGUCUCUUGGAAUCACUCUGAUUGAACUGGCUCAGAUUGAGCCCCCACACCAUGAGCUCAAUCCCAUGAGGGUGAUGCUGAAGAUCGCCAAAUCGGAACCCCCAACUCUCGACGAGCCAUACAAAUGGUCAAACGAUUUUAACAAUUUCUUGAGGACCGCGCUGGAUAAAAAUCAAGAGACUCGUCCAACUGCAGCCCAACUUCUGGAGCACCCUUUUGUGAAAUCCGUGACCUCCAACCGACCACUGAAGGAGCUGGUGGCGGAGGCCAAGGCGGAGGUCAUGGAUGAAAUCGAAGACAAUAGGGAGGAAGGAGAGGACGAAGACACAAUGGAGCUCAUUGAGUCCCCAGGUAAGGAGCCGUGCCAGACGAGUCAGACCAGUUUGGAGGUAGAGCCCUCUCCAGACACCCCGAGUCCCACCACACCGUCUCCAUCGCCCCCAGCGUACCAGCCGCACCCGUCCCCUCUACCAAGGACAGGGCUCCGGUCAAAUUCACCAACAGGGAUGCUGGCGGGCACAGUCACGGUGACCCCUGUUCCUCUGCCGCGACAGAAUCCUCCAAAAGAUCCGCAGGAGUUGGCCAGUAAACUUGCUGAGGAGCUCAAACUAAGUUCACACAAAUCCGAGAGUGAAUCCUCUUCCAAGACCUCCAGCUCUGACUCGGGUAUUGAAGAUGGGAAGAGUACGCCCACACCAGAUGAAGACAAGGUUGCUCUGGGGACACCGGAGACGGAAAAGCGGCCUUCGCUCUCAGGCCAGGAGAACAUCAGCUCCAGCAUCGAGAUGAUCAGGGAACAGAACUCCACCUUGGAAAAGGGGGGAUCGCCAAAGCAAACCCCAAAAACAAGCCCCCCGUCUGAGCCCCGGGACACGUCCUCCCGUCCUGUUAGCCCAGAACCCAUGUCCCAUCCAAACGGCAGCAUAAGCAGAGGUACCAAAGACCCGCUGAUGUUGGAAGGAAGUUCUGACCUGGCCAGAGGAGUAGUCAGUAAGCAGCACUCAUUUUCAGACAGCAUAGCAUCGGAAAACAUGGACAUGUCAGCACAAAGGGAGCUCAAGCCACUGUCCUCAAGGCAGAACUUUUCCAAUAAGACUCUGAAACGAACCAGGAAGUUUGUGGUUGACGGUGUGGAGGUCAGUGUGACCACCUCCAAGGUCAUCCGAGAGGAUGAGAAGAAAGAAGAGGAGAUGAGGUUCUUGAGACGACAGGAGCUGCGCGAGCUCCGUUUGCUGCAGAAGGAAGAGCAGCGCGCUCUAGCUGAACUGAACGUCAAGCUGGAAGCCCAGAAAGAACACGUGCAAAAGCGCUAUGACCAGGAGAUGAAUACCAAGAAGAGGUUCUUUGAUACUGAGCUGGAGAACAUGGAGAAGCAUCACAAACAAACUAUUGAGAAAAUGGAAUCGGACCACAAUGUUAAACUCAAGGAAGAGACCAAACGCAUCAAAUCUGAGCAAGAACGAGAGUACCGCAAGUUCCAGGAGCAGAUGAAGCAUAAAAAAAAGGAGGUUAAACAAUCUGUACUUACUUUGCCGAGAAACACCCGAAAAGAAUCCUUGAGGCAGAGCAUGUCUGAAUUCCAAGUAAAGAAGAAGACGGAGGAAGAAGAAUUUUUGGCAAAGCAGAAAGAAUUUCUGGACAAAACGGUGAAGGAGAUCAUUAACAACAACAAGCGAGAGAUUGCAGAGAUGGAGAGGGAAUGCCUCAACAAGAAGCAAGAACUAAUCAGAGAGGGCGAAGGUACGAUUUGGGGCAUGGAGGAGAAAUUUCAUCAUGAAAGACACCAGUUGCUUAAGCAACAGUUGAAAGACCAGUACUUCCUCCAGAGGCAUCAACUUUUGAAAAAGCACGAGAUGGAGCAGAACCACAUGCAGUGCUACAACCAGCGAAUGAUUGAGAUCCUCAAAGCGCGUCAACAACAGGAGAAGAGCCGCCUGCCGAAGAUUCAGCGCGGGGAGGCAAAAACUCGCAUGGCCAUGUUUAAGAAGAGCCUUCGCAUUAACUCAACAGGCAGUCCUGCAGAAGACAGAGAGAAAGUCAAACAGUUUGCUCAGCAGGAGGACAAACGGCAGAAGGCUGAAAGGCAAUAUCAGCAGCAGAAACACGAGAACCAGAUGAGGGAGAUGAUUGCUCAGUGUGACGGAAACAUGAGAGAGCUGCAGCAGUUGCAGAAUGAGAAGUGCCACCUGCUGGUAGAGAAUGAGACUCAGAGGCUCAAGCAUCUGGAUGAGCAGCAAAACCAGCUGUUGAAGGAGUGGAAGGAUAAGCUUAGGCCCAGAAAGAAGGCCCUUGAAGAUGAACUCGACGCCAAGAAAAAGGAACAGGAGGCUUUCUUUGGGAUAAGUGAUAGUAUGGAUUUUAGCUCUCCCCACAGACUUUCCAAGUUUGUGCCUUACCAAGACUCUUCAACCACAUGAACAUGUGCCGAAAUGAUGCCCAAUAUCUGUAGUGAAACAUGUGUGUUACACUUUUUUGCUGCCUCAGUUGUUGUUUGGUUUAUCUGUAAUUGCUCUCCCUUCAUUAAGUUUCUUUAUUAUUUUAAGAAAGUAUUUAUGUUUUAACUCAUGUUUUAACAUGAUUGGCCUUUUUGGUUAGAUGUGCCUGUUUGAACAUCUCCUAAUUAUUGCCUUGUUUUUUUCUGCUCAUGUUUGCAUCUUAUUCCCCACCAGUGAUUGAUGAAAAACAUUAGAACACAGCGAUUUUUUUAUAGAUAAGUUAGGGUGUAGAAUUUAAAUGGGUAAUAUUGAGGGUAAAUAUGUGCCUUAUGGGUGGUGCAAUGUUGUCCAAAAUAUCUAGACAGGGAUUUAUUUUAUUUUUUUUCAGAUAAUAUAAUAAGUAUUGUUGACCCGUCAAGCACUUUUUUGUUUUCCUAUAAUAAAAUCCAAGUAAUUAACAUAUACUUUUCCAAAAACAAAAAUUGAAGCUGGCUCAAUUUUUAAGGUUUAGUUUGGCUGUUCUUUCAGUUUUUUUUUUUAAAGUUAAAUCAUUCUUAUUGCCACAGUGCUGCCAACAUCAUCCAUAUCUAACCUAGACAAUUCCUUGCUUUGUUGAUGGUACAAGUGCUGUUUUGCUUUUAGUUUUUAGGAUGAGACUAAACAAAUGUUAGAAUUUAAGAUUUUUUUUAAAUUAUUUACAAAUUACAUUUUUAUCAACCAAAGGAUGACUCUUUUCCAAAGUGUUUUUUUUUGUGUAGUUGAAUCCACCUGUGGUGUUUUACUGUAAAAUUUGUCACACUGGAUGGGAACUGACAAAGCCAAACAAAAAAAUCAGCUUUUUUGUUGUUGUUUAAAGUAUGUUGUAUGGAGGUUUAUUACGUAUCACACGUACAACAAGUAUAGGAAGCGCAGUAAAUGAACUGCUGGCUAACUAAUGUGCAAUAUUACAUAUAUUCUGCUAAGCUUGGAGGUUCUUUUCCCUAAACUUUACUUUUUCUUUGCACUGAUAGAGGGGAAUAUAUUGAAGUGUUAGAUUACAGGGAUUUAUUGGAGGAAUCUUUUUUUUUUUUAAUUUUAGAACCUAAAAACCAUGGAAAUGGAUAAUGGAAAAUAAUUCUUUUUGAGAUUUAUUAAUUUAGUCUGCUGUAAUGUGCCUCUGGUGGUUGAAUCUUUAACAAACCUCUUGCAUUUUCGAGUAAGGAAAAAGAUACAGAUUUACACUGAACUGGGUGAAGUUUAACUGCUUUUCCCUUUCUAAGGAUUAUUUAAGUUUAUGAUGAACAUAUAGUUUUGGGCCAUUUUAAUGGCUUCAUCUCUCUUCUUUACCUCAGUUUACAUAUCUUCUGAGUGGAUGAAUUGUAUAAAUGAAACUGUAUUGGAAGGAACCACUGAUGUAAAUAAGACAUAAUAAAAUUCAAAUUUUCUAAUA
Oryzias latipes (Japanese medaka) is the source of this 4886-nucleotide messenger RNA. It is a transcript of the gene stk10, whose product is annotated as serine/threonine kinase 10. Lineage: Eukaryota; Metazoa; Chordata; Actinopteri; Beloniformes; Adrianichthyidae. Gene Ontology annotation, biological process: protein phosphorylation. The record is from RefSeq and is a predicted model, not a curated record. Gene Ontology annotation, molecular function: protein serine/threonine kinase activity; ATP binding.